CGACGUAGUGUUCGAGAAAAUAUCAUAAAUGUAUUAACAUCCAGGGCCCUGCAAGCAAAACAACAAUGGAGUCUUUAGUGCCCCUUCAAAACACGGGAAACUCCAUUAGCUUCUCUUCCCACUUGAAGUCUUCAAUCACGACCAAACUCUCAUUCGCUUUCAACAACAACAUGAAGUUCUGUUUUUCUCGAAAGCCCAUUAAAUUAGAACCUCUUUGCUCGGCAUCCGAUAACACCAAAAGCAACAGCUCUACCAGGACUUAUCGUCCCCGUGGUGCCACCACUCACCACCAAACCGCCAAAAAUCGGCCUAAGCCUCGUAAAUUCAACACUGAAAACCGAGAUGGAAACCACCCAUCUACUGAAAAUCCGACAUUUCAGAGUAUUAUUGUGGAUUUGAUGAGGUUAUGCAAAGAAGACAAGGUUAAGGAAGCUUUAGAUUAUAUGGGUCAGGGCGUUUUAGCGGAUUAUAAUGAUUUCAUGGCUUUACUGGAUGCUUGUGCGGAUACGAAUUCCCUUGAGUUAUCCAAAAGAGUUGAUGAAUUCUUGAGAAGAUCGAAGUUUGCGGGUGAUAUCGAACUGAACAAUAAAUUGAUAGGCGUUUAUGGGAAAUGCGCUAGUGUGAGAGAUGCACGCAGGGUGUUUGAUAAAAUGCAUGAGCGGAAUUUAGCUUCUUGGAACGUGAUGAUAAAUGGGUAUGCGGUGAACGGAAGUGGAGAUGAUGGGCUUUUGUUGUUUGAAGAAAUGAGAAACCGUGGAGUUCGGCCGGACAACGAGACUUUUCUUGCUGUUUUAUCAGCUUGUGCCAGUGUAGGCAAGGUUGAGGAGGGACUGAAGUACUUUGAAUUGAUGAAGAAUGAAUAUAAGGUUGCUCUGGGGAUUGAACAUUACAUCAGUGUUAUUGAUGUUUUCGGGAGAGCUGGGCUUUUGAAUGAGGCUGUGGAGUUCAUUGAGAAUAUGCCGCUCGAGCCGACGAAGGAUAUUUGGCAGGCGUUUCGGGGUUUUGCACAAAUUCAUGGAGAUAUUGACCUUGAAGAUCGUAUUGAGGAGUUGUUGCUUGAAUUUGAUCCUUCUAUAAGCUGUGAGAAUAAACUCCAAGCACCACCGAAGAAGAAACUUUCUAUGAUUAACAUGAUUGAGGAGAAGAACAGAGUGAGUGAAUAUAGGUGUAUGAACCCUUUCAAGGGAGAAGGAAGUGAGAAGCUCAAAGGCUUGAAUGGGCAGAUGAGGGAAGCCGGGUACAUUCCCGACACAAGGUAUGUGCUUCAUGACAUUGAUGAAGAGGCGAAAGAGCAGGCCUUGCAAUACCAUAGCGAGCGGUUGGCCAUCGCAUAUGGUCUUAUUAGUACUCCGGCAAGGACACCUCUUAGGAUCAUUAAGAAUCUGAGAAUUUGUGGAGACUGCCACAAUGCAAUCAAAAUCAUGUCAAAGAUUGUUGGAAGAGAGUUGAUUGUGAGGGACAACAAGCGAUUUCAUCAUUUCAAGGAUGGUAAAUGCUCUUGUGGUGAUUACUGGUAAAGCCUUAGAAAACCCUUGAAUUGACUUUGGAUUUACUAUUAACUGCUGCAUCAAGACAUUGUAGAAAAUUUUCGGAUUGCAUAAUGUGCUUGUAGUCGAAACCUAAUCAUCCAUUCAAUGAAAUUUAAGUUCAAUAGCAACCUUUUGUGAAUGAAAUAUGUGUUCACAUCGAACAAGUUUUUGCUUCUCUGUUAG
This is a messenger RNA of Hibiscus syriacus, 1712 nucleotides long. Its product is annotated as pentatricopeptide repeat-containing protein At2g15690, mitochondrial-like. Bases 66 to 1517 code for a protein of 483 amino acids. Gene Ontology annotation, molecular function: zinc ion binding; RNA binding; protein binding. The transcript has a single exon. The record is from RefSeq and is a predicted model, not a curated record. Gene Ontology annotation, biological process: RNA modification. Lineage: Eukaryota; Viridiplantae; Streptophyta; Magnoliopsida; Malvales; Malvaceae.